Rhincodon typus (whale shark) is the source of this 5252-nucleotide messenger RNA. RefSeq names its product lipin 1a (gene lpin1a). Gene Ontology annotation, molecular function: transcription coactivator activity; phosphatidate phosphatase activity. The transcript has 20 exons. Lineage: Eukaryota; Metazoa; Chordata; Chondrichthyes; Orectolobiformes; Rhincodontidae. The coding region runs from base 657 to 3320 and encodes 887 amino acids. Gene Ontology annotation, cellular component: mitochondrial outer membrane; nucleus. Gene Ontology annotation, biological process: fatty acid catabolic process; cellular response to insulin stimulus; positive regulation of transcription by RNA polymerase II. The record is from RefSeq and is a predicted model, not a curated record.
CGUCGCCUGUAUGCAAACAAAACCGACCCAAGAUUGCAAGAGCGGUGUUUUGGUGUGUCAGAUCUUGUUCCAUUGGUGGAGUCGAUCACCUCAGGCCGUCUCUAUCGCCUGAUUCAUCAAGUGAGCAGGCUGCAAUGCUAGUGGCUGUAAAACCGAGCAGGAACAUUGCAGAGGGUGUGGGUGGGUGUGUGUUUGGCUGCCUGUGUAGGAGGGAGGGGGACGAAUUACCAACAAAAUACAAAAACCCGGCCAACACUUCCUGCCAAUAAGUCCCUUUGCAGCACUCCCCGCCCCCCCCCCAACUCGUUGCUGCUUUAAACCAAAUAGCUCAAUGUCCCCAGCACCGCUACAAAUGGCUAAAGGAGCACCUCUUUAAUUUUGUGCUGCCUUCAAACAGUGUGUGUGUCGUUCUGAAGCAGGUCUCCCCGACCCCUCGGCUGCGACCACACGGUUUUUUUAAAUUAUUGUGACCAGUCAAGGGUUUAGACUUCCUCGGAAGAGGGUUCUUGUUCUGUGCUGAAGUCAGCAGCAGCUCCAAACCGCUGUGUAAAGUCCUACUAUCUCAGAAGAACAUGUCCAGUCUCCAGCGCCACAUCAGAUUGAAUAGACUGUCCUGUUUAUGCUGAUAAACCGACAGCCUUCAAGAGACGCAGACCAUGAAUUACGUUGGGCAACUGGCUGGGCAGGUGUUUGUCACCGUGAAAGAGCUUUACAAGGGAUUGAAUCCUGCAACUCUAUCGGGGUGUAUUGAUAUCAUUGUAGUCCAACAGCCAGAUGGAAGUCUUCAGUGCUCUCCAUUCCAUGUUCGCUUUGGAAAACUCGGUGUGCUCCGCUCCAGAGAAAAAGUGGUGGAUAUAGAAAUCAAUGGAGAACCUGUGCAAUUACAGAUGAAACUUGGAGACAAUGGCGAAGCAUUUUUUGUUCAAGAAACAACAGAUAAAAAGGCAAAUGUUCCUUUACACUUGAAUACCUCGCCUAUCCUUGGAUCAGAAGGUGCUGCACUAAAAGAAGGAACAACAGGGAGACACAGAGAUUCGACUGGAUCCUCCCAUACAUCAGUACCAAUUCAUGUUACACAGGCUGCUCCAGAGAACCAACUCAGUAACAGCUCUGCAAAGAAAAGAAGGAAAAGGAGGCGCAAAUCGAGAGUGGACAAUGUAAAACGAGAUGAUAACAGCGAUACUUCGGAGAAUGAAGAUAUGUUUCCUAUUGAAAUCAGCUCUGAAGAAGAGAUUGAAUUCCCUGAAACUGUAAGGAACUCCACAAAUACGUGCAGUGACAAGAAUCUUCAGAUCAGUGCCUUGACCAGCUUCACUCAGUCUUCAGCGCAUCCACUUUCUGACAGCGAAUGCUCCUCCAGACCUGGUGCUGCAAGAUCCCGUCCUCUGACACCUAACAGUGAUUCUGAAUUGGUUAGCAAGCCGUCUGAAAGAGGGAUGAAUAGAAUAAACACAGAAAUGCACUGGGCAUGGGGUGAACUACCUCAAACUGGCAAGCUUGUAACUCAUCAGAAAACAGAAGAACAUAACUGGGUUAACAUCACUCCAUCUGGAAACACUCACUUCCGAGCUAUUGAGAGUGCCCCUUAUGUAAACACUCACGGCAGUUCACCUUCUCCACCUCCACUAGUGAAACCUGAGCCUCUAGCAGUAAAAGAGAUUACGUCUCAGUCAACGGAUGAUUUUUCAUGUAGUUCAGAAAUCUUUGAACCCUCGAGAGCUCUGGUGGUGCCAGAAAAUGGGGAGUCAGUUCACACUGGCAACCAGAUGAAGGAAAUCAUCAAAACUGAUUCCCCGUCAAAGAAGAAAGGUAAACGCAGUCGUCACCUGGGCACAGAUGGUGUUUACCUGGAUGAUAUCACGGAGAUGAAUCCUGAGAUCGCAGCACUUUAUUUUCCAAAAUGUGAAAAUGACACAGCUAGUAGGAAUGAGUCUGAAAACGGAGUACAUUCGGAAAACCAGUCCCCACAGACUGUAGGCAGCUCUGGAAUGGACAGUGGAGUUGACAGUUUCUCUGAUAGUACUGGGGAUCUACCAACCAUUGCUAUUUCACUCUGUGGUGGGCUUAAUGACUACAAAGAAAUAACAAAAGAACAAUUUUUACAGCGUUCCGUCACGUAUCAACAGUUUGCGGAGAAUCCAGGAAUGAUUGAUGAUCCCAAUCUGGUUGUGAAGAUAGGAAGCAAGUACUAUAACUGGCCAACAGCUGCUCCUAUGCUUCUAGCUGUGCAAACAUUCCAGAAACCAUUGCCAAAGGUUACGGUGGAAAAUCUGAUUAAGGAAAAGAUGCCGAAGAAAGGAGGCAGAUGGUGGUUUUCAUGGCGUGGGAGGAACACCAAAGUGAAAGUGGAGCCAGAAAUUGAGCAGACUGGAAGCGAGCAGGAUACAAGACCACAAUCUGCACUUCCUGGAAGCAGGUUAAAAGAUGAAUCAUCAUCCAGCGAUGAAGAUGUGAAAAUGAUCAACCAAAAUUCCAGCGCAUGCCAGCAAGAUCACAACUUGUCAUCUCUGUCGUACGUUUCAUAUGUGAAAUCCCUUCGGCUCGGUUCUGAACAGCUUAAAAGCCUCCAGCUAAAGGAAGGUCCAAAUGAUGUUGUAUUUAGUGUCACAACACAAUACCAGGGCACAUGUCGUUGUGAAGGUACUAUCUACCUCUGGAACUGGAAUGAUAAAAUAGUUAUUUCUGAUAUUGAUGGAACAAUUACAAGAUCUGAUGCCUUGGGUCACAUUUUGCCUACACUUGGUAAGGAUUGGACACAUCAAGGAAUAGCAAAACUGUAUCACAAAGUUAGCCAAAAUGGGUAUAAGUUUCUGUAUUGCUCAGCACGUGCUAUCGGGAUGGCUGAUAUGACUCGUGGAUAUUUGCACUGGGUUAAUGAAAAGGGAACGGUGUUGCCAAAAGGCCCUUUGUUACUUUGUCCCAGCAGUGUGUUUUCUGCAUUACACAGAGAGGUAAUUGAGAAGAAGCCAGAGAAGUUUAAGAUCCAGUGCCUAACGGACAUCAGGAACCUCUUUUACCCGAAUAAAGAGCCUUUCUAUGCAGCUUUUGGAAACCGAUCUAAUGAUGUUUACUCUUACAAACAAGUUGGUGUCCCAAUAAAUAGAAUUUUUACAGUCAAUCCUAAAGGUGAACUAAUACAGGAGCAUGCAAAGACCAAUGUAUCAUCUUACGUAAGGCUGAGUGAAAUAGUUGACCAUGUGUUCCCUCUGCUAAAGAGAGAGCAUUCCUCUGACUUCCCUUGCUCUGAUACCUACAGCCAAUUCACAUUCUGGAGAGAACAGCUGCCAACUGUGGAAAACCUCAAAGCUUCCCAGGAUUAAAAACUUGAUGCACGUUGUGAAAUGGUUUUUAUUCAUUUUAAGUGCUAGCAGCCAUUGCUUGCAUUGAGAAGCUGAAAGUAAUGUAGUAGGAAAGCUGCUAUCCGUUCUUUGAACCUUUUUACUUUUAUGGACUGUCCUUCUGUAAGGAUAUUAUUACAGGUUAAGAAUGAAGUCACUUGAUAGAAGUAUGUUAAGCACCAGGUUUCAUAAGAAACAACAUUUCAUUGUCAAUAUUUUCUGUGUAAUAUGUUCCAAGUUGAUACCACAAUUACUUUUUUUAAGAUCACAAUCUACACUUAAGCACUCCUUUUGUGGUCUUCAAAAGUAUUCACCAAUUUUUCCUCAAAUGUAGAAUUAUUAUUUAGUGUGCACUUUUGAUUAGUUUUAAGUCCACAUUCUUUAGAUGCAGCUUGUCAUGCCCCAGUAAACACUGCAGCUUCAAAGGCUAAACUUGUUUAAAUUAUUGUCUUCACCAGCUGUUGUCCUCCCACACACUUCCACUGUCUUUUUAAUCCCUUUCAUGAAGACAAUGUCUUCUGCUGGGCUGCAUUUCUCUGGCUGCCAGCCGCUAAUUGGAUUCAGACACAUCAUCCCUGCCAUUGCACCUCAGCAGGGCUAAAGGUGGUUGACUGAGUGGGGAAAAAAACCUCAAUGCUUUUCUUUCCAUAACUGAAGGGCACCAAAGCUGAUUGACAUGCGCACAGUUUUGCACACUAAGCUAUCAAGGGACUACAGAUGAAAUAUUAACAUUGUAAAACAAUCAUUGGAUUGAGGCAUUACUGUGAGGACUGUUUUUAUGUAUUUUAAUUUGAGUCAAAUUAUUGCAUUGACUUUUAAUUUUCUGAGGAAUCUAACUUCUUGCUGUUAAAAAAUUUUAAAAUAUUUUUCUCAGACUUUUUUUUUAAUAGCUAGUUAGAGUACACAGGUCUGUAUUGUCAAUGCAAAACAGCAGUUACUGGAAAUCCUGACCCAAAAAAAACAGACAAUCUGGAAUGGUCUAGCAGGUCAAGCAGGAGUUGAGAGAGGAACAGGGUUAACAUUUCAGCUAGAUGAACUUUUAAAAUCCAACUCCCAUUUGACACAUUUUUGUGCUGUCACUCCUCAGAUGCUGUCAGAGCAGCUGAGUGUUUUCAGCACUUUGUUUUCACAGCUCAGUGUUAUGCCUUUUCAUGUAAUGCUGCAGAUGGUAUUCAUAUUGGUGCAGUUGGAUUGCAGACUUGUUACAGGCUACAAUUCAAUAUUGCUGCCUUACACCAGCAAUAGUAAUCUCUGGUUUCUGCCAAGAGCUGCAAUGUAGCAUUUAAUUGGAGGGUGAACUGAAUUAAGUUUCUCUAACCAUCUGGGUUCAGUACUUAUCCAACAAUCAAAGGGUUUUUUUACAUGUCUGGAAAUGGCUUCAACUGUGUGUGCAAGGGCAUGUUUUAAGAAAUUGUUUUCUAAAGAAAGGAAAAUCUUGUACAUUUGAGUUCAUUGCCUAAUGAGUGAGUCUCUUCUACUUGUAGUAUUUCCACAAAAAAAUUUAAUUUUGAAGACAUUACUAACUUGUCUGGGGAAGGGAGAUGUAAAAUUUAAUUAACAAAAAAAAACCUGUGGAAAGCACAAGUACCAUGCGUCCAUAGUGGAAUCCAUAGUGUUUUCUUUUAUUUUUCUGAUACGAUGGUCGCAGUUAGAAAGUGGCAUUCUUGUGAUGGAUUGCAAUUUGUGCCUGAUUUCUUUUAAGCUGCAAUUAAACUGGGGGAAAAUCAGGCCCAGAGUGUAAAGUAAAGAGUAUUUUCUUUCUAUGAAAGAUAAAUAAUUGAAGCUUUGAUUUCAAAUCUGUUACAUUUUGUUAUAAUUAUUACAACUAUCUCUCAACCACUGCAAUGAAUUACAAUGUUACUGUAAGUGAAAUAAUGCUACAUCAUGCAAAUAAACAACUCCAUAAAAGCAGAA